Pelmatolapia mariae (spotted tilapia) is the source of this 2892-nucleotide messenger RNA. RefSeq names its product myelin regulatory factor-like protein. The transcript is spliced from 23 exons. Gene Ontology annotation, biological process: protein autoprocessing; positive regulation of DNA-templated transcription. The record is from RefSeq and is a predicted model, not a curated record. NCBI's taxonomy places the organism in Eukaryota, Metazoa, Chordata, Actinopteri, Cichliformes, Cichlidae. Gene Ontology annotation, molecular function: DNA-binding transcription factor activity; sequence-specific DNA binding. Gene Ontology annotation, cellular component: nucleus; endoplasmic reticulum membrane. The coding region runs from base 7 to 2892 and encodes 961 amino acids.
UGCUGAAUGGAUCCUGAAGCCAGCCGGCUGCCAGCCCAGGUCCUGGGAGAGAACGAGGCGCUGCAGCAGUUCUUCAAUGGUCAGGAUGUGAGCGGUGUGUUGGACAGUUCUGUCGCGGUUGACACGAGCAUGCUGGAGCAGUACCUCAGCAACGAUGUGGACCCCAUCAGCUUCAUGCUGCCCGAGUCUCCUCCUGAUUCGGGCUCAGAGGCCUGGUCACCUGCACAGUUUCCAGGGAACCUCAGCUACAUGUCAUCCUAUUGGUCCAACCAGCCAACCACGCAGGAGGCAUUUCAACCCACAAAUGCAUCUGCUGCUUCCUCCUCCUGUCACUUUAAGGGUCGACGGCCUGCCCCCUCCAACCCCAACAAGCUGACUCAUGAUCAGCUUUGUACUUUGGGACUCACAAACACUUAUAUCAAGUCUGGGACUCCACCUGCCCCUCCUGGUCCACCUGGACCACCUGGACCACCUGCUCCUCUGCAGCAGCACCACACACAUAACUCACCUGGACAAUCAUGCUAUCUAAGUCCAGAGAAAUACUCGCAAUCUUACACUCCACCCACACCUCCUUCUCCACCUUUACCACCUUCAAACACCUACACCACAGCCUGCACUGGACCAGGCUUGCUCCCAAAUCUAACCACACCCUCUCCAACCCAUAUGCUGGGCUCUGCCUCCACACUACAAACCUGCACCUUAGAGAGGAAAAAAAGGAGGAGAUCAGAGUCUGAGGAACCAUCUGCAGGAGUUGGCACCUCCUGCUCUGAUGGUGAAGGAACUCAUGGUGGUGUGGGGAGCACUGCAAGUGUUGGUGGAAUGGGUGUGGGAUCCUAUCAACUACUAUCUUGGGAACAGUACAGGCCAGAACAGUGGAGCACUUUGCACGACAGCAACUACCAGACACUGUCUCCUCCUGCCUACCACGUUGAUACAGAUAAAGGCUUCAACUACUCCACAGCUGACGAGUCCUUUGUUUGCCAAAAGAAGAACCACUUUCAGGUCACUGUUCACAUUGGUGUGGAUGCAGAGCCACAGUACAUCAAAACGGCCAGUGGGCCACAGGAAAUCGACUUUUUCCAGAUAAAAGUGUUCGGGGUUAAGCUGGAAACUCCAAGUCACCUUGUGACCAUUGAACAAUCUCAACCUGACCGCAGCAAAAAACCCUUUCAUCCAGUCAGGGUCAGUCUACCCGGUGGCAAAAUAACCAGAGUAACACUUGGCCGACUGCACUUCAGCGAGACGACGGCCAACAACAUGCGAAAAAAAGGCAAACCAAACCCUGACCAGAGGUAUUUUCAGAUGGUGGUUGGUCUGUAUGCUGUAGUCAAAGAUGAGAGUUUUCUCCUGACAGCUUUGGUGUCGGAGAAGAUUAUUGUCAGGGCUUCAAACCCUGGUCAGUUUGAGACAGAUGGGGAUACCAUGUGGCAGCGCGGAGUGGUGCAGGAAGAUUUGGUCUGUCAGGGUCGGGUGGGCAUCAACACCGACUCCCCUGAUGAGGCACUGGUUGUCUGCGGUAACGCCAAAGUGAUGGGCACCAUCAUGCAGCCAUCUGACUGUCGCGCUAAGGAGAACAUACAGCAGGUCGACUCUGAGCAGCAGCUGAAGAGAAUUAAUCAGAUGAAGAUAGUCGAGUUUGAUUAUAAACCAGAGUUUGCUUCCAAAAUGGGAAUAGACCACACCCACCAGACAGGUAUUAUAGCUCAGGAGGUGAAAGAGCUGCUGCCGUCUGCAGUGAAAGACGUUGGAGAUGUCAUCUGUUCUGAUGGAGAGAAAAUUAAUAACUUCCUCAUGGUGGACAAGGAGCAGAUCUUCAUGGAAAAUGUGGGCGCAGUGCAGCAGCUGUCAAAGCUCACUGACAACCUGGAAACUCGUAUCAAUGAACUUGAGGUCUGGAACCGUCGACUGGCAAAGCUGAAGAGUCUGACGGGUAGCCUACGAUCCACUGGGAGACCUCAGAAACACAGCAGCAUGUCGACAAUAUCAAUACCUGAUGCAUGUAAGACUGAAAAAGUGCAAAGGGAGGAGAAAAGUCACAAAUACAGACGGUGCCUGCGGCACAAAGUCUUCCAGAUAAGCGUCUUCGCUCUGCUGGCCACUAUGGCUUUCUGUGUCAUCUCCAUCACCACUCUAUACCUAGUAAACUUGAAGGAGGAAGAUUUUGGAACCAUUCCUGGAAACAGUAAUACCACUGAGACUCCUCUGCAAACCUCAUCAUGGACCAGCACAGUCCUGCCAACUGGUACUCCUGGCCUCUGGCCCCCUGCUGUGGACUUCUGUGAUCUGCUAUACUGUGAUAAGGUGUACUGCUGCCCUUCAUCAACAGAGGGCACCACUAACUCAAACAUCAACAUCUCCAAAUCAACAGAAAUACCUGUUAUGAAAGGUAAAGUUAUUUCAUUCUCUAAAAAAAACAUUGAAGAUUUUUAUGGACAGCUGAAAAGUGCUGGAGACUGGACGAACACCACUAUCCAUUCUAUCACGAUCAAAGAAAGCCAGCUGGUGAUUGACAGAAAAUACUGCCUAAGAGACGAAUGUGGCCCCAGUCGAUACAUCUUCAGAGUUCCUGUCAGUGAGUUUGUUCCUGUCAACAUGAAAGUAACCCUGCUCAUGAACUCUACAGAGGAGUUGGUAGUCCAUCUGUGUGGUUUUGAUGAGUCCACGGUCUGUUCUGCUCAGCUGGAUAUCAGCACUGUGUCUGACAGCAGAUACCCAUCAAAUACACAGGGGGAACAUGAAUGGCCUCUUCAUGUGGCUCGCCUUUAUCAAAGCUGGUAUCACUUCCGCUCAACAGUGGCUGGUCAAGCAGACUGCAGUACCAACUAUCAAUACGCGGGGGCGCUCUUCACAGACUACCACUUCUACUUCUACAGACACUGCACCGAAUUUUAG